Prosopis cineraria is the source of this 2801-nucleotide messenger RNA. RefSeq names its product phospholipid:diacylglycerol acyltransferase 1-like. The coding region runs from base 482 to 2503 and encodes 673 amino acids. Gene Ontology annotation, biological process: lipid metabolic process. Gene Ontology annotation, cellular component: cytoplasm. The record is from RefSeq and is a predicted model, not a curated record. Lineage: Eukaryota; Viridiplantae; Streptophyta; Magnoliopsida; Fabales; Fabaceae. The transcript is spliced from 7 exons.
CACGUGUCCAAAUUAAGUUCCUUGCCUCUCUGUCACCCGCAGUAGCACCUGUGCGCGUCGGAGCCUCGACAAAUAGGACCGCCUGUGCAUGCUUUCCUUGUUUGUUUCAACCUCUCCUCGCCGGCUAACCAUCCUCUCCGUUCAGUUUCACAGUUAUGCCUGUGACGAGGAGUGGGGCUUGGCUCUAACCUGAGGCUUCAUAAAUCAUAUAUAUGUAAUUAUAUAUCUAGUUACCCGGACAGCUCAGAGCCCAACGCUCUGUAAACGGCCAAUUUCAAACUGCCAGAGGUGCCAGGGCAUUUCCAGCUUAAUUUCUCUCGUUCCACGUUUAACCGCUUGUUUAUAUUCUGGUUCUUAGCCAGAUCUUCAUUGAUGAGUGAUAUUAACUAGCAGAAUAUUUCGAGCUUCUUUCUUCUCGUUCACGUUUUGUUCUCCUUUUGGGGGGAUCCUCGUCUUCUGGUUAUUUCUAGAGUAUUUUGGAAUGUCAUUUUUAAGACGCAGGAAAGCCUCCGUUAACUACACGCAUCCUGAUUCAGAGCAUGAGUUUGACAAACUUGAUGGUAAGGUGAAGGGGGAGAAAGAGAUAGAGACAGUGAAGAGAAAGCGAAAAGACGACAAGAUAAGAAAUUGGUCGUGCGUGGAUAGCUGUUGUUGGGUAAUUGGGUGUAUGUGUUCAACGUGGUGGUUUUUGCUGCUCUUGUACAAUGCGAUGCCGGCGUCAUUUCCUCAAUAUGUGGCGGAGGCAAUUGGAGUGCCCUUGCCGGACCCACCGGGCGUGAAAUUGAGGAAGCAGGGUUUGACGGCGAAGCACCCUGUGGUGUUUGUGCCCGGCAUUGUGACCAGUGGACUCGAACUCUGGGAGGGCCGUCACUGCGCGGAAGGAUUGUUCAGGAAGAGGAUGUGGGGCGGCGCGUUUGGAGGACUGUACAAGAGACCAUUAUGCUGGGUGGAGCACAUGACCUUAGAUAAUGAAACAGGACUAGACCGUCCUGGCAUAAGGGUGAGGCCUGUAUCUGGACUAGUGGCAGCUGAUUAUUUUGCACCUGGUUAUUUUGUUUGGGCUGUUCUAAUUGCCAAUUUAGCCCACAUUGGUUAUGAGGAGAAAAAUAUGUAUAUGGCCUCGUAUGAUUGGAGGAUCUCGUUUCAAAAUACAGAGAUAAGAGACCAAACUUUGAGCAGGAUGAAAAGUAAUAUAGAGCUCAUGGUGGCUACAAAUGGUGGUAACAAAGUGGUUGUCAUUCCGCACUCAAUGGGGGUUCUGUAUUUUCUUCAUUUUAUGAAAUGGGUUGAAGCACCAGCACCAAUGGGUGGUGGGGGAGGUUCAGAUUGGUGUGCAAGGCAUGUAAAAGCAGUCAUGAACAUUGGAGGACCCUUUCUUGGUGUUCCAAAAUCAGUUGCCGGACUUUUCUCCAUAGAAGCCAGGGAUAUUGCUGUAGCCAGGACAAUUGCACCUGGUAUUUUAGACAAGGAUGUUUUUGGUCUUCAAACUUUGCAACAUAUAAUGCAGAUGACUCGAACAUGGGAUUCAACCAUGUCAAUGAUACCAAAAGGCGGAGACGCCAUAUGGGGUGGCCUUGAUUGGUCACCUGAAGGACAAUAUAACUGCAAUACAAAGAAGCAGAAGAAUAAUGAUACUCAUCAUGUAUUUCAAAAUGGGAAAGAGAGUUUUAAGCUCAUGAAAAAUGUGAAUUACGGGAGACUUAUAUCGUUUGGGAAAGAUGCAGCUGAGUUACAUUCCUCCAGGCUUGAGAGGUUGGAUUUUAGGGUUAAACCUAAGGGCAGGAAGCCUGAAAACAAAUCCAAAUGCGCUAUCUGGUCAGAAUACCAGGAAAUGGGAGUGGAUGGGAUCCAUGCUGUGGCAGAUUACAAAGCUUACACAGCUAGUUCAAUUUUAGAUCUACUUCAUUAUGUUGCUCCUAAGAUGAUGAAGCGUGGAGAUGCUCAUUUUUCACAUGGGAUUGCUGAUAACUUGAAUGAUCCUAAAUACAAACAUUACAAAUAUUGGUCUAAUCCCUUAGAAACAACACUACCAAAUGCUCCAGAUAUGGAAAUCUUCUCUAUAUACGGUGUGGGGAUACCUACAGAGAGAGCAUAUGUCUACAAGUUAACUCCUCCAUCUGAGUGCUACAUACCUUUUCAGAUUGACUCAUCAGCAAAUGAUGAGGACUCUUGUCUAGAGGGUGGAGUUUAUUCUGUUGAUGGAGAUGAAACUGUUCCACUUUUAAGUGCUGGUUUCAUGUGUGCAAAAGGUUGGCGAGGAAGAACCCGUUUCAAUCCUUCGGGGAGCCCUACUUACAUAAGGGAGUAUAAGCAUGCCCCUCCAGCCAAUCUUUUAGAGGGUAGGGGGACCCAGAGUGGUGCACAUGUUGAUAUUUUGGGGAAUUUUGCGGUUAUUGAAGAUGUUAUUAAAGUAGCAGCAGGAGCCACUGGCAAGGACUUAAAUGGAGAUAGAGUGUACUCUGAUAUUUUCAAAUGGUCCGAGAAGAUAAACUUGAAGCUCUAGUUCACAUGGACCUGCUUGAAUCCUGCUAGGUCCUACCAUGUGCUGGGAGUUGAAGAUUUUAGGGCUACGUGUGCUGGAGGGGUUGAGGAUAAUGGUGAUGAUGGUGAUUAUAAAUGUGGCCUUCUUAGCUUCGGCAAGUCUGCAUCUUAUGAGCGUGGAUCUGUUAAAUGAAAUCGUUUGUUUGUAUGCAAAUGUUAGGCCUCAUAAGUUUGUGGCUUUUCCUGUGAAAUUGAUGUGGGUGAUAUUUUUUAAGAUGAAACGUAUAACCGUAGUGAUUAAUUUCAAUUACUUGGCAUAA